Messenger RNA from Pangasianodon hypophthalmus (striped catfish), 2800 nucleotides. RefSeq lists its product as uncharacterized. Lineage: Eukaryota; Metazoa; Chordata; Actinopteri; Siluriformes; Pangasiidae. The transcript is spliced from 7 exons. The record is from RefSeq and is a predicted model, not a curated record. The coding region runs from base 263 to 1186 and encodes 307 amino acids.
GGAAGAAGAGAAGUUAUGAAACCGUCCCAUGUCCACAUUCUGAAGGCAGCAGAAAGUAAACAGUGUUGCGUUAGAGGAGGUUAAUGUUACUGUAACUCACUUUACACUAAAUAACAGAGAUCAUUCAAUUGACUGCUGCUUGUGUGCAGAUAAACAGCGAGUUAACAGCAGAAUAACUUCAUUUUAAUAGAAAUUCGGAGGAAAAUCAGUCAGGUUUGGUGGACAAACUGAGAAAAGACGCAUUUUUAUCUGGAGUUCAGACAUGGAGGAGCAUAACUUCGGGCGGAUUUUAGUUCUUCUUCUCUCUCUGAUGGUUUACAUCACUGCUUUGGCCGUCAACGCCUUGGCUGGAUCGGGAAAAGGACCGUUUUUGCACAGCACAGGAAACGUGUCAGCUCUGUAUGAGACAGAAAUCACUCCCGCUGGUUGGACUUUCUCCAUAUGGGGAAUCAUCUACACCUGGCUCCUGCUGAUGAACGUGUAUUUUCUGAGCUGCAUCUGCAGACGGUCUGCCACCGGAUGGAUGUAUUGUAGCCCUGCUGUUCUUCCUUACGGCUUUUUCCUCUCCUGGAUGAUUAACAUGCUCCUGAACAUCACCUGGCUCCUGCUAUGGGACCGAGAGUUGAUGAUUCCAGCACUAAUAUGUUUAGCUCUGAUCGCGUUCACUAGUUACCUCCUGAUCUUCUUCUCCUGUGUCGGUCUGCGAGCUCACGGAGCCUGGCUCAAACAGAACCAUCCCACAGAUCUCUACUGCGUCUAUGUGCUGGUUCAGAACAGUAUUGCCACUUACGCAACAUGGACGACCAUAGCUACACUGCUCAACUUAACCAUCGUGUUGGAUGUCAAGUCCAUGUCACCCACGAAUGCCGCCACUGUUUCUCUGUGCAUUCUGCUCUUAGAAGUGAUUGUAUGGUUUGCAGUUGAGAACUUUGUGAUCGAGAAGCAUGUGCGCUACAUUCUGACCAUCUACCCCAUCAUCAUCUUCGCUCUCAGUGGAAGCCUGAGCAAGCACUACGAUGCAGCAGCUCCAGGCAGGAACGCCGUGUUUUCAGCUGUUCUCUUGGCGCUGGCCUGCAUUUUCUUCAUGAUCCGACUUUUUCUGGUGAUUUGGAGGCACCGUACUCGUCCUCCCUUCCAGGAUGGGAAUGCUGAAGCGCUAAUGACUCCUGUCCACACCACAGAAUAGUAGCAGCGUGGCUUUAAAGUCAGUGGAUGAAACACCAAAGCCUUUGAAUUGAUUCCGAUUCUGUAAUGAAACACAGCCUUUAACACUAAUACUUUAUACACCAUGAUGUAUUAUGUCAUAUUUGUUAUUCAUGUGCAGUAACCAUAUAAAGCUGAAUCUGCUUUGAUACAUGGCCAAAACAUGCAUCCAUAAAGUAGCAUGAGAAAAUAUUUGCUCAGACUGAUUUUGGGCAUAUUUUUGCUCACUUUCCCACACUGGGUCUGUCCAUAUCAUUUGAUAAGUUGUGAUGAGUAGAAGAGUAAAGAAGCGGCCAUAUUUUUAGUGUUGGAUAAUUAAAUGUGAAAACAAGUAGGCUAAACUAGCAAUUCUAUCCGUGUUAUAAGUAUCAUCACUUGGAUAUAUAUAUAUCAUGUUAUAUUUGAACCAGGACACUGAAUUGAUUAACUGUAGCUCUUAUCAAGAGCUGAAACACUUCUGUUUUAUUCACUUGGCAGGACAUACAUGUGUCCAAUCCAAAACUCUAAGCAAUAAUCUAAAUGUAGAGCAUAAAUGCAUAAAUACUUUGAUUAAGAGUUCAAUAGUGGCUCUCUGGCAAUGACAGGAUUCUCAUUAACUGUAAAAACACAUUCAUUGAGAUUUUUUUCUUAAAGAUGUCUUCACUGAUAUCUGAAUAAGCAUCGCAGUGGUUCAUGAAGGCAAACUCUGAGGCCAUUGAAUCUAAUUUGAAAUGAAUAAUUCUUUCUCAAAAAUCCACUUCUGUGUAGAGGAGCUAGCAAGAAUUCAUCCAGAGUACAGAAGUGACAGUGAUAAAUAUCUAAAAUAAACUAUGUACAUAACAUCUAAGCAUUAUAUACAUAACACUGAUACAUUACAUUAAUUCCAACUUUUAACAGAACCUUUAUCUGUAGUUGUUGCAUAUGUCUAUAUGGUUUGUUUAUCAUUCAAAAUAGAUUAAUGAGGGACCGUGCAUGCAUAGCAGACAGGUAAAUGGCCAUUCCAGCUCAAGACAUGAGUGCAUAUUGAGCCGUGUUUAUUAAUAUAAUCAGAAUCAUUGAUUGCACUAAUGCCAGCUCAUCAUAUUAUCUCUAAUCAGUUCAGUAUUAAACUGUAUAUUUGUUUACAGUGACGUAAGCAAGGAUUUAAACAUUUCCUGUAUUGGAAAAAUUCAAGUUACAGCUUUACUGUUACAAAACGCUGACACUGGAGACUCAUUCCAUAAAUGUUAAGUAAAUGUCUCCUUGUAAGCUUCACAUUAUCAACAGUUACACUUAUUUGAUAAGCUUCACAUUAUCAACAGUUACUCAUUUUUUAAAUCUGUGUUAAUUUGUUAUUACUAUAGAAAUGAUAACAUAUUAGAACGAGCGCAUUAAUGUAAACCUGAGACUUGCCGUGCACCCAGAACUAUUCUCAGAGCUGCUGUUAUAGAAAAUUUAUCAGCACUAUCUGAGCAAUCAGAUUUGAGAAUUCAGGAGUGCUUUGGGAUCAAUGGAGUUAAAAAAGAGUUUUUUGUAAUAACACUACUAACAUCAAUAAGGUGUGUCUUGAUGCUUUUAUAUUUGUUAUACUGCUUGUAUAAUAUUUUAUAAAUGUUUAUUAAUAAAUGAAUGCAAUGAA